GUCGGCCUCCCUCAGAGGCGACGAGGAGUACCCGGGGUGUGGGCGGGAGAGGCGAAAUAAAAUGUUGCUGCUGUUAAUCUGAUUGCCACGAAGAUCUGGAAGUAAAGAUGGUGCUAAAAGAGAUCCCAACUGAAUCCUUGUCUCGACCCCUCUCACGCAAUGAAAUAGUUGGUUUAAUAUUUCGUUUGACAAUAUUUGGUGCAGUAACAUAUUAUACCAUCAAAUGGAUGGUGGAUGCCAUUGAUCCAACAAGAAAGCAAAAGAUGGAAGCACAAAAGCAGGCAGAAAAACUCAUGAAGCAGAUUGGUGUAAAAAAUGUCAAGCUCUCGGAAUAUGAGAUGAGCAUUGCAGCCCAUCUAGUCGACCCCCUGAGUAUGCAGGUUACGUGGAGUGAUGUGGCUGGCUUGGAUGAUGUCAUUGCAGAACUUAAAGAUACAGUAAUAUUGCCCAUUCAAAAAAGGCAUCUGUUUGAAGGUUCAAGGCUGCUUCAGCCUCCAAAAGGUGUGCUUUUGUAUGGUCCUCCAGGCUGUGGAAAAACUCUUAUUGCCAAGGCCACCGCUAAGGAAGCGGGUUGUCGAUUUAUUAAUCUGCAGCCAUCCACCCUGACAGAUAAAUGGUAUGGAGAAUCUCAGAAACUAGCUGCAGCUGUUUUUUCACUGGCUGUGAAACUGCAACCUUCCAUCAUCUUUAUCGAUGAAAUUGAUUCUUUUUUGCGUAAUCGGUCCAGCUCAGAUCAUGAAGCUACAGCCAUGAUGAAAGCUCAAUUCAUGAGUCUCUGGGAUGGCCUUGAUACAGACUACAAUUGUCAGGUAAUCGUAAUGGGUGCCACAAACAGACCACAAGAUCUUGACUCUGCCAUUUUGCGAAGGAUGCCCACAAGGUUUCAUAUCAAUCAGCCUAAUGUCAAACAACGAGAAUUAAUACUGGAUUUGAUUCUAUUAAAUGAAAAGGUGGAUAUUCACGUGAAUUUGAAUGAAAUUGCCAGGGAAACUGAAGGCUUCUCAGGGAGUGACCUGAAAGAACUGUGUAGAGAUGCAGCAAUGUUUUGUGUCCGAGAUUAUGUGAACUGUUCUGAUACCGAAGAGAGUACUGAAGAGGAGAUUCGACCCAUCAAACAGCAGGACCUUCGAAAGGCAAUAGGAAAGAUGAGGCGGUCUAAAGAAGCUACUGUUCCAAAUGGUUUGAUGCAUCUCACUGUCGACUGAUAGACUUCUGUCCAAUUUCUGAGACUAUAGAUUAAGCUGCAUUGUUUUGCAUUACGGCUUUGCUGUAUGUGAUGGUUUCUCUGCUGUUGGGGAAAACAAUAUAAUGUAUGGGGAAAGGGGGAAAAAAAGUGGAGGUUUUAUUUGUUAUAUUUCUGGGAAAAUUCAGUGCCACACAUCAAACAAAUGUGUACCUAAACUGAACCAAACUUUGCAGGUCUGUAUUCACAAAAAACUUCACAUUGAUCUAUUGUGUAAUUCCUGUUUCAAUUGGAGUUGUGCAGAUACUUACUUGAAUUAGGAUUUUGUGUAUAUUGGUUCAGAUUGUGAAUACAUUAGUAUCAUUGUUUCAGAUUUAAUGCUAAAGGACUACUGUUUGAAAGAUAAAUAUUCUGUGGAAAACCAGAGUGGAGUUUUUAAAAACAAUAAAAAUAAUUUUAGACUGUAUUGUAAUCUACAUAAUUUAGUGUUUGUUUGAGAACUCUGGAAACUCUUAAUAAAUAAUUUGAAUAAACUGUUCAAAUUCAGUUUCUGACACUGGUUGAACCACAGGCUAUUUUUGUUAUUUCAUUACAAACUAGGUUGGCCAUGCUUUUUAAGUGUAUUUUUAAUUUUGUGUUUAUUGUAAAUUAAAUGGCUAAAAGUCUGUAAUUUCUUGCACAUCAUGUCUGUACUUCCUUACUUCAUUAUUAACUGGAACUUAAUGUGGUAGCCCUGUAAAUAUGUAUUCAAUGAUACUGGCAAGUUUACCAUUACUGUUGUCUUUAAAGACUUGCACAUGGCAGUAUCAAGCCUCAAGAAGGAGCACUAUUUCAGAAUUAAAUUUUUUUCAAGAGAUUGUGAAACUCAUGUGACCAACACAUUGUCUCAAAAUUCGCACAGCAUACAGAGGGGUGUGUGUGUGUAUAAGUGUGUGUGUAUAUAUAUAUAUAUCAAGUGAUUUUUUUGCUGAUAUUUUACAGCAUAAAAAUUAUGUAAUGUGUGUGGCACAUCAUAAGUAAUAAAAAAACACCAUUUAACAUGU
Messenger RNA from Callorhinchus milii (elephant shark), 2226 nucleotides. It is a transcript of the gene atad1b, whose product is annotated as ATPase family AAA domain containing 1b. Bases 108 to 1205 code for a protein of 365 amino acids. NCBI's taxonomy places the organism in Eukaryota, Metazoa, Chordata, Chondrichthyes, Chimaeriformes, Callorhinchidae. The record is from RefSeq and is a predicted model, not a curated record. Gene Ontology annotation, cellular component: mitochondrial outer membrane. The transcript has 10 exons. Gene Ontology annotation, molecular function: ATP binding; ATP hydrolysis activity.